Messenger RNA from Chlorocebus sabaeus (green monkey), 3951 nucleotides. NCBI's taxonomy places the organism in Eukaryota, Metazoa, Chordata, Mammalia, Primates, Cercopithecidae. The record is from RefSeq and is a predicted model, not a curated record.
AUAUAUAUGAGCUUGUAUUAUGACUUCUUUAAGUAGAGGAGCUGAUGUUGUCCGCUAAUUGAUCUUUUGGCCUACUCAUGAGCUUUUGGAAACUGAACCAAAAAUAUUUGUUGAUGAUACCACGAAGACCCUAUGAAAUGGCUUUAACUGUAACUUCCUAUAAGAGAUUUGCUGAAAACUUGCUUAUGACUUCAGGGUGAUUUUUCCUCAUUAGGUGUCGACUCUAUUGGCCCCAUGUAUAGGAUGAGGAGAGAGUACUGAAACGAUCAGAUGCCAGUCAGGCUCCGGGACGUGUCCCUCCCAGCAUGAGUUCUAUGUCCACUAAAGAGAUGGACCAGAGUGCCCACAGCAGCAUUGUUCUUAACAGCACAAGCUGGAAACAACUCACAUGUCUGUGUACAGAACCGUGGACGCGUAAAUUAUGGUAGAUUCAUUCAACACGGAGCAGUGGAAGGCGGCAGAUUACUGUUACCUGCAGUACGAUGACAAAAGGUCAAGUGAAAGCAGGCAGCUCUGAAGAGUACGGACUCCAUGCUUCUGUUUCUGUGAAGUUCAAAACUGGGCCAAACUAAUUCCUGUCGAUGGAGGUCAGAAUAGUGUCAACUCAGAAGGGUCAUGGGGCAGGGGUCUUGGGUCCUAGAAACUUGUAUGUCUUCAUCUAGGUGGGGUCACCCAGGUGGAUGCGUGUCAAUUGAGUUGCUUACUUAAGAUGUAUGCGUUUUGUCAGAUGUAAGUGAUACCCAAGUUCAAUACUUAAAAGAAAAAGAUGAGUCACAGAGUCCCUGGCUCAUGGUCUGGUAAAAGAGAAAAAUGCAAAGGGAAUCAUUUCCCUAGAAUGUAGUAAGUGUGGUCAUAGAGGCACACACAACGAGGAGAGACAGAGACAAGUAUGGGGCUCAGGGAAGGAGGAAGAGGAGAGAGAAAAACACACAGAACUCUUGGAGAGGGGCAGGACACUUCAGGAGAGGGACAGCUCAGUGGGUCUGGAGUGGUCCAUGCCACUGUCACACCAGUGAAGCUGCUCUACAGCAGGCCACUAAAUCCCAGGAUCUUUCCCAGCUUUUCUUCUCUUUGAUCUCCAUGGCAUUUUGUUUUUUCAAUGGCUUUUAUUUUUGGAAACACUCUUGCUUAGCCUCAGAGACAUUUCCCAUUGGUUUUUUUCUUCUCACUCUUGACCAUUUCUUUUUGUUUUCCUUCCUGGUUCCCUCUCCCAGUCCUGCCCUUUAGAGGCUGCUGUCCCACAAGGGCUGACUGUGUUGUCUUCCUCUCUCAUCCUGUCUCUGGGCAGCCUCAUCCAUCCGUGUCCACGGUUUUAGCUAACCCUACCUCCCCUUCUGCCUUCCCCCAACCCCACUGCCCUAAUGUUGUUGACUACGAAUUUGGUAUCUCUGACCCGUAUGUCCCCCAUUACCUUAAGAAUUGCAUUUUACAUCCCAAGUGGACAUGACUACUCAGAUGUCCUGCAGACAGUCCAAAAUUUCGUAUUUCUAAAACUGGACUUUUCUUCUCCCCUGCUCCCCAAAUGUUCCUCUUCUUGUUCUCCCUCAUCCUGCAAACUGUCUUGAGAGCUGUCUUUUGUCCCGGGCUCAGCUGGGUGGUCUCUCUCUGCUCUUUGGCCCUACCUUCUGUGCACACCACCAUAGCACAAUUCAUGCUCAGUUCAAAGCAGGGAGCAAAAUGGAAGCAGCCACUGUUGUGUGUCUCCACUCUUAAAUGAGGCGCUCCCAAGUGCAAGGCUGCAGGGAUCUUUGGAAGAAUGCUUGGUGGAAUGCGAUGAGGCUUACAUUCUUUACUGGCAAUUGCCUCAGAGUUUUCCUGUUUUUUCCCGUAGCUCUGUGUGGACACUGGAAUUAUGAACCUGGGAUUAGUCUGAUGCAGUGACAGAAAUGUAACUGUUGACUUAGGCAGAAUGGGAACCUACUGAACAGUCUUGGAUUCAACCUGGGGCACAAUUGAAUCCCAGGCCUUCGAGGACGGUGUCAUUCGGAUUUGGCCUCUCCCUUUCCCUCUGCCCUCUGUAUCUCAGCUUUCCUACCUGGUAGCUUUGCUCUCAGAGGGGAACCUGAAAGCUCAGGACUUACUUGAUCUUUAUGGCUGGCAGUUCCAGCAGAAAGAGGAAGAAGCUUCUCUUCAUGGUAGCAUCUCUGCACCCAGUUAGGAUCAUGCUCCCCGCUGAGCCAAUCACCAAGGCAAGGCAGGUGGAAAGCUCCUGCACCCCGCCAGGAGUUUGGUGUCCAGCCAACCCUCCAAAAGCCUGAGUCUGGGGUAUAGUCAGGCCCACAGGAAACCUGAGGGACUGUUAGCAGAAGAAGAGGGAACUUAUGCUGGCCAAGCAAAACAGCGCUUGUGCAUCAGAGGCCCUCUUUGAGGAGGCGUGGGAGACACGGCUGUCUGGGCAGGGUUCGAAGCUGGCGACACCAUGCUCCAGGCCCAGCCUGGGCCUCUCACUUGCGACUUAGCCUUAGGCUCACUCCACCUGGGGCUGUCCUCCUGUCAGCCCUACACUUCCUACUCAAUGGGUCAUUGUCAGGUGAACAGGACUAAUGAAAGGGAGCCUCUUCACCUGCAUUUUCAAUUUGCCCUCUGUCUUUACCUGCCACAGCCUGUGCUGUGUCAUGGGAAUGAGGAAGGACAGUGCAGCAGCCGGUGCUGGCUGGUCUGUGUGAAUCACCUGCAAGUCAUGCAGAACGAUGUCGUGGCAGGGUCAGGCUUCCAGCAUCCACAGCUCACACACCUUUCUGUUCCACACAGGACCUGGCACUGGGCUCCGGGCCGCCCCUGCCCCUGGUCUGUCAGUGUUGCUCAAACUAGAAACCGAAGCCAUGCUGGAAGACAGACAGAGCUGCUGACCUAAGCCCAAAGCCAAGCCAUUGUGGACAGUGCUGUGUGGACAUGGGUUGUCUUUUCACUUUCUUGCUAAUGUCCUUGGAUGAUCCACAACUUUUCCAGAGCAGGCCGUGUUCCUCCUCACUGUGCAGGGCCAGACGUGCCCAGGACAGCUGCGCCUCCAGGCACUGUGGACCAAUGCAGGGCCUGGGGCCUCCUUGGCAUUUGCUGAAUUUAAUUGAGAAGAAGACAAAGGUAUGUACCAAGGCACCGGGCGCCAUGGUAAGGCACCACGCACUUUCCACGGUGUCCACAGGUACCCUAGGGACAGAGGGGCACGGUUGCAAAGGCUUGAGUGCCUGGAGAGCGAGGAGCUUCCUGUGGAGCAGACUGAGCACAGGCCUCCAACUACAGAAGCAGAAAGAGCCCAGGGGCCCAGCCGCGGGCUCGGAAACCCAUCACUGGCUUCCACCUGUCCUUGGAGGCUGUGCUUCCUACGGCAGCCAGGAUACUGAGGCAGUGUCCCUCCUGGGAAAUGGGGAAUUCCUCUGACAGACGCUGUUGGCUUGAGAGCUAUCUGAUGGCCCCUCAGAAACGUUCUUAGACUACGGAGUGGUCCGGAGACAUUCCCCAACCCUCGCCCCCCUGUCUCCUUCACUCGGUCUGACUUGCAUCUAGCCUGGUGGCUCUCCCAGGCUUACCUGGCUCUCCCAUUCUUAGAGGUAUUUCCCCUUACAGUGCUUGCGUAUUUCUCAGGUCUUGGUAUCUGCUUCUCUGAGGACCUGGACUAACACAGUGAGCCUUGCAUCUGACCUAAGCCUUGGCAGACACAGGGAGGAAGCCUCAUAUGCUGACUCUCAAAGCCGGAAAGGGAUCUUGAACCCUGUGGCAAGUCAGUCAAUGUCUGCUGUUUCCCACUCCUGGGCAGUAACCACAUGAAUGGCCAGUGUCUACUGUAGAGUGACAAUUAAAAAUUCCUUAGACAUGCCCAAGAAAAAUGUGAUAGAAAAUAACAAGCUUGCUCUGAUAUUAGGGCAGGAAAAGGAUGGAUACAGAGUUUAUUGAUACAGAGUUAUUCUGCUAAUUAUCCAGAUCUCUGCUUUUUCUUUUUUUCUCUUUUUUUUU